This is a messenger RNA of Austrofundulus limnaeus, 3464 nucleotides long. RefSeq names its product ubiquitin associated and SH3 domain containing Ba (gene ubash3ba). Gene Ontology annotation, molecular function: protein binding. The transcript has 14 exons. The coding region runs from base 539 to 2467 and encodes 642 amino acids. The record is from RefSeq and is a predicted model, not a curated record. NCBI's taxonomy places the organism in Eukaryota, Metazoa, Chordata, Actinopteri, Cyprinodontiformes, Rivulidae.
AUAAAAAAUCAUGCUGUACUGUCUCUUUAACUUAGGGGGCGAGCGCAUCUGGAGCCGCAACCCUUUAAAAAGCUCAAUCCCUCGCGCGUCGCUGCUUCGAUCACCGGUCCAUUCAUAAAUAAGGCAUCGUUCGGACGAAACGCGCGUCCCGUGACGUCGGACUUUGCGCAGCCGGAGCUGAGUAAUGUCCACCUCCGUCGAGGACGCGGCUCGGGCAGCGGGAGAGAGGUCCCGUGCCUGAGCCCCCCCACUGCGGAUGGUUUUCACUUCUUCGAGCCGUCAGGAGGAGCGAGAGGAGGCAGCUCGUUUCAGCUCUGCCCCAAAACAUGCUCAUUUCCUCGCAGGGGUUUUUGCGAUAUUUACGCGCUUCCGUCCACAACAACUCACCCUGGUUGAAAUAGCCUUUCACUUCCGUCCUCUCUCUUUUUUAAUUUUUUUUAUUUUUGUCUCUCACCGCACCACCUCCUCCUCCACUCCCAGUGUUAUUUGCUGAUAAAUGAGGAGCUACGGACCUGACACACCGAUGGGGCAGUGAGUUAUGGCAGCCAAAGACGACCUGUACGCCAAAGUGACCCCGCGGAGGCAGCGCCAGAACCGGCCGAGCACCAUCAAACAUGGCUCCACUCUGGACGUACUUCUGUCCAUGGGCUUCCCCAGGACUAGGGCCUUGAAAGCUUUGGUGUCGACGGGAGGCAAAAACGUCCAGGCGGCGUGCGACUGGCUCUUCUCCCACCUGGACGACCCGUUCCUGGAUGAUCCCCUGCCCAGAGAGUAUGUGUUGUACCUGCGACCCAGUGGACCUCUGCUGCAGCAGCUCACCAACUUCUGGAAGCAGUCGCGCCUGUCCUGCGGCAAGAACAAAGCUCACAACAUCUUCCCACACAUCACCCUCUGCCAGUUCUUCAUGUGUCCAGACGAUAAGGUGGAGGCUCUCACUGAAGCUCUCCAGACCACCGUGACCAAGUGGAAGGGUCGCAUCCCCAUGCCCCUCCCCCUGGAGCGCUACAUCUCCUCAACCUUCAUUGGCCUGUUCGUGGAGGAGCAGAUGGCGGAGGUUCUGAAGGGCUUUGCUUCUGAUUUUGCCACCGAAGCAGAAUCUAAAGCAGAUGUUCACGUUGAGCCUCACAAGAAGCAGCUUCAUGUCACUUUGGCAUACCACUUCCAUGACAGUCACCUUCCAGUUUUGGAGAAGCUGGCCAAAACCAUAGACGUCUCUUCAGGUUGUGACUGGCUGGCGGUGCUUCUCUCCAGAGAUAUUCGCUUUGCUAAUCAUGAGACGCUUCAGGUGAUGUACCCGUACGUGCCUCAGAAUGAYGACGAGCUGGAGCUGUUGCAGGGAGACUUCAUCUUCAUGUCUCCGGUGGAGCAGAGCACCGCCAGCGAGGGCUGGGUGUACGGCACGUCGCUGGGCACGGGGCUGUCCGGCCUGCUGCCGGAGAACUACGUUGGGCGAGCGGACGAGUCGGACACGUGGGUCGUCCACGGGUCUUACUCCUUCCUCAACUGUGCCUCUCCAUCUGCCUCUGGUAGCUCGGUGGGUGGGCUGUUACUGGACGGACAGUCUAACGACAGUCUACUAGACAGCCUUAUGGAUCUGUCCAGCCUCACUGGCCUCUGUCCUCCUAUGCAGGUGUCAAGGCCAGCUGGUUCUCCCUCCCUGUCCAAGAUGAAGCUGUUCGUGUGUCGUCACGGCGAGCGGAUGGACGUGGUGUUUGGCAAACACUGGGUCACUCAGUGCUUCGAUUCCAAAGGUCGAUAUAUUCGCUCGAAUCUCAACAUGCCGAUCAGUCUACCGGCCAGGAGCGGCGGUCACCGGGACUACGACAAAGACUGUCCAAUUACCGUGUUCGGCUCCACCCAGGCCCGACUUGUAGGCGAAGCUCUGUUAGAAAGCCACACGACCAUCGACUUUGUUUACUGCUCUCCAUCUCUUCGCUGCAUCCAGACCGCUCAGCACAUCCUGCAGGGUCUCCAGCAGGAGGCCAAGACAAAGAUCCGUGUGGAGCCUGGUUUGUUUGAGUGGACCAAAUGGGUUUCAGGCACGUGUUUACCCACCUGGAUCCCGCCGGCUGAGCUGGCAGCCGCUAACCUGAGCGUGGACACAACCUACAGACCUCAUUUUCCUGUGAGUAAGCUGACGGUGUCGGAGCCCUACGACACCUACAUCAGCAGGAGCUUCCAAGUGACCCGAGAGAUUCUGAGCGAGUGCAAAAAUCAGGGAAAUACGGUCCUGAUUGUGGCCCAUGCUUCCUCCCUGGAGGCCUGUACUCGACAGUUACAAGGCCUCAGCCCCCAAAACUCCAAGGACUUUGUCCAAGUCGUCCGAAAGAUUCCCUACUUAGGUUUUUGUGCUUGUGAAGAAAUGGGAGAGACAGGCGUGUGGCAGCUGGUCGACCCCCCCAUCCUGCCUCUGACACAUGGACCCAAUCACAGUUUCAACUGGAGGGAAAUGUUAAUGCACGACUGAAGGAUGUGCCAUUUUUUAAUUUUUUUAUUUUUUGCUAUUUUGACUGAACUGCUUAAAUAUUUAUUUUUUUCUUUACAUUUCACUCAAACUAUCGAAAGGACAAAGAAUCACAGUCUGGCUUCCGUCAAAGACAUCAUGCAAAAAUAAAAGUCUAUAUGUAAUAUGGGCUAAUGUAUUUAGACGCACUGCUCAGGAAGAAGAAAAUAGUCUUUGUGGAGGUCACAGUGAAUAUAUGCUGCAGUUUGGAUGCUUAUCUUUAAACGUGGCACCUAUUUACAAAGAAUAUGGAGGUGCUACAGUAAUUCGAUAUUUAAGAAAUGUGACAAAUCCUUUUUUUUCGGGCAGAAGUACUCUGUGACCUUCCUUUUGGCAGACAGGAAGUGAAAAUUUUGUGCUGUGCUGCUUUCUCACACACUGUGACAAGAUUUAAUUAAGGAGGACUUGUGCCGCUGAAAUAUUUUUCCACACGUCGGAAAUGAUUACUUACCUUGUAGCGACACCCCCCCCACCCCCACCCCCCUUUCGUGAAGAGAAGCACAAAAAGAAAGGUUGACAAUCAGACAGUGGAGCUCUGACUGCCAUUGUUUCUGUUGCUGAGGUUUGGUAGUUUGUUUCACCCCUCCUUCUCUAAGUGUCAUAUCAUUUUAUUCUACAGGAGCCCACGUGAAGAUUUUGACCCAUCUGUAAAACCACAUUUUUAACGGAUUCAUCCAGAAACUGAGUUUAUACAGCAAAAAGAACAUAAUUGACAGAAUAAUGUUGCUAUGUUAAUUAUCUCCAGGUGCCUCCAUGAAAUAUUUUAACUGUAUCAUGACACGGAUGCUCUGUAAACCUUUUAGACUACCCUGCUUUUCAGAUAAUUGGUGCAUUUCAUAUAUAUAUUUUUUGUUACAUUGAAGGAUUUAAUUGCUCACUGCUUAAACCAGUUAUGUGCUGUAUAUAACUGAAAAAUUUAUUCGUACUCUAUAAGCAAAUAAAGCAAAGUUAUAGAGCUUUA